AUGAAGCCCGCCUCAGCUCUUGCUCUGAUCUUUGCCACUCUCACCUCUGCAUGGAAUGUGGACCUCUGGGCAACAGAUGGCCGCCACAUCAACAUGCACGGCCACGCGGACAGCGGGUGCAAGGACAUCAGCUUCACGCCAGCUCUGAAUGUAAACCGGGCAAAGUUUGACCCUAAGACGUCUCUGCAUAGUGACCCUGGAACUUUUGAGCUGUACGUCAACAAGGGUUGCGAGGGGCUCAGCUAUCGUAAUGGCAAGGGGGACUUCACCUUGACCCCGGCGCGGAAGAUUCGCAGCUACAAGGUGUACUAA
Messenger RNA from Phaeoacremonium minimum UCRPA7, 312 nucleotides. RefSeq lists its product as hypothetical. The record is from RefSeq and is a predicted model, not a curated record. The transcript is spliced from 2 exons. NCBI's taxonomy places the organism in Eukaryota, Fungi, Ascomycota, Sordariomycetes, Togniniales, Togniniaceae. The coding region runs from base 1 to 312 and encodes 103 amino acids.